Fundulus heteroclitus (mummichog) is the source of this 5075-nucleotide messenger RNA. Its product is annotated as melanopsin-A. Gene Ontology annotation, cellular component: membrane. NCBI's taxonomy places the organism in Eukaryota, Metazoa, Chordata, Actinopteri, Cyprinodontiformes, Fundulidae. The record is from RefSeq and is a predicted model, not a curated record. Gene Ontology annotation, biological process: G protein-coupled receptor signaling pathway; visual perception. Bases 151 to 1737 code for a protein of 528 amino acids. Gene Ontology annotation, molecular function: G protein-coupled receptor activity. The transcript has 11 exons.
UCUACUACACUUUCUACGAGGAGGAUGUAGGAGCAGGGUGGAGAGGAUGACCGGCCGCUCGGACUCUUAAACCUCUUCAGACAGGCUCAAGAACGUUUCACAUAAACUUCUCUUGCACGCUCAGCAUUUCUGCGCCGUUCGGUCAAGCUGAUGGAUUCGAGGCUCCAGAUCGAACCGGUGGUUCCGACGCCGGAUCCGACCAACAGCGCACCGUGGAAUAUCAGCUCCAUCGACCGGCACCGGCUCAUCGAGCCGUCGGUGGCUCCAGUUGGCGCCAUCAUCCCAGGCCAUGCCUUUCCAACGGUAAACGUACCUGACCACGCCCACUACACCAUCGGUGUUGUCAUCCUGGCUGUCGGCAUCACAGGCAUGCUGGGAAACUUCCUGGUUAUAUACGCUUUCAGCAGGAGUCGGAGUCUGCGGACGCCUUCCAACAUCUUCAUCAUCAACUUGGCAAUUACAGACUUCCUCAUGUGUAUCACCCAGUCGCCCAUCUUCUUCAUCACCAGCAUGCAUAAACACUGGAUCUUCGGAAAGAAAGGGUGUGAACUGUAUGCGUUCUGUGGAGCACUGUUUGGUAUUUGCAGCAUGAUGACACUGAUGGUGAUUGCAGUGGACCGAUACGUUGUCAUCACCAGGCCUCUGGCCUCUCUUGGAGCGAUGUCUCACAAAAAAGCUCUCUGCUUUGUAGCCGUCGCCUGGGUCUACUCAAUGGGCUGGAGCCUCCCACCCUUCUUUGGCUGGAGUGCCUACGUCCCUGAGGGUCUAAUGACUUCUUGCUCAUGGGACUACAUGACCUUCACCCCGUCCGUGCGCUCCUACACCAUGUUGCUCUUUACCUUUGUUUUCUUUAUCCCUCUCUCUAUCAUCAUCUUCUGCUACUGUGGCAUCUUCAGAGCCAUCCGGCACACAACACGAGCGAUAACAAAGAUCAGCUGUGUAGGGAAAAGAGACUCUGCAAAAAAGUUCCAUAAAAUGAGGAGCGAAUGGAAGAUGGCUAAAAUCGCCUUGAUCGUCAUUUUGCUGUUUGUCAUCUCCUGGGCCCCUUACUCUUGUGCAGCCCUAACUGCAUUUGCAGGGUACGCUGACUUGUUGACUCCUUAUAUGAAUUCUGUUCCUGCUGUAAUCGCCAAAGCUUCAGCUAUUCACAACCCCAUCAUAUACGCCAUCACGCAUCCUAAAUACAGAUCAGCCAUCAGCAGAUACGUGCCAUAUCUGGGCACGUUGCUGUGCAUCAGAGGCAGGGACCGUUACAGCAGCAGCAGCCUGCAGUCCACGCGUCGCUCCACCCUCACCAGCCAGUCAGAGUGCAGAGGCAACGGCGGGCACCACAACUCCUCCCAGUCCGAGAGUGAAUCAGCGCACUUCUCGGACACCGAGGAGGAAUGCUCGUCUCGGACGCCUGUCAGUCGUCACCUGUCCGUUGAUGUCAAACAGGUGCGCCAUGCCAGCCAGAGAUCAAAGACUCUGACAGAGCCUGAAGACAUCUGCAUGUUGGAGAUCAGCCGGCAGCCAACCAGCCAUCUGCCUGCUAGUCUGGAUAGCAUGAUGAGGGAGCCUGGACCGAAGACCGUGUCCAAGAACAAUUCGUCCAUCAUCGUCACCUCCAUAUCCACCCCGUCCAUACUGCACAGUCCUCCUGGUUUCCACGGCAGCCUCAAAGUGGCCAAAAGCGUCACUCCCGUUACGAAGGAGCUACUCGACAUUGCCAGGCUAGAGACAACGGCGUUACCGUAAACCGUGUGCGGUACCGUGGCACCUUGUCUCCCUGCUAGGGAGGAACCUGUACCAGCAUGCCGUUUCAUAGUUAUGGUGACUCUGGUAACCUUAGCAUGCAGAGAAAAUGUUUGUGACUGCCCAGGAAAUUUAGAGGACGUGUGUUUGCGCUACAGGCAUGGGCCAGUUUCCAGUCUUAAUAUGUAAAGCCCACUGAUUGGAAAAGUCACAAAACUCAGCAUCUUGCAUUUCCAGCUGUUUAAUCUCUUUCAAGGAGACCUUGCAGGGUUUUCUGUUCUCCUCUUCUUGCAAGUCUAAGCAGCUCUCUCGCCCGCGCCCAGCUGUUGCUGCAACCUCUUUGUGUUGUAUUGUAGUAGGGAAAUGAACCUUCACUUUUCUUGGUACAAGCGUCGACUUGGUGACAUUUUUCUGGAGGUGAAAAAACACCCGCAGUCAUUCAUUUAAGUAUUACAGCACUGUGAAACUAACCAGAGACCAGGUCUGCUGCUUACAUACCAGGACAGAUUGCUUAGACCAUUGUCCAAUUAAACCAAAUGCAUCAUUCUGUGCAAAAUGGAGUCUUUCUGUGGAAUACAGCUGAAUUGACUUAUUGAGGGACUCAAAUACUUAAUUGCUAAAAAUCCUCGAGGUGAGAUUGCUGACUCUACACAUUGUUUUCUCAUGCUGUGAAUUCUGCCAGUUUAUUUAUCAGAUAGUGAUAAAUAGAUGUGCGAAGACAGUAAUGAGAUAAUCCUAAAGAUUUUAAACUGAAAGCAGAAAUUCAUUAGGGAACCAGAUGAAAACCAGAAACAAACAGCUAACAACAAUUGCGUUAGUAUCACUCGUUUUUUUGUGUUCUGUAUUAGUUUAAUCUACCAAUAGGAAACAUGCGGUCCAGACUAAUGAAGGCUUAUUCAGAGGCAUAAAACCAGCUGCAGUCUCAGCACACAUCUGCAAAUGAUAACAGAUUGCUUCCUUAAAAACAAGAGUUAAAUUAAUCAGAGUUAAAACAAUAACUAAAAUAAUUUAUGAUAAAGCUAAUGACGACUACUGACUGUAUAUCAUCAUUUGAUUAGCUUCUCUUGAAUGAUUUAAGAAUGAGUGCCACUUAGGUUAAAAUGCUUAACGCUGCAUCGAUAUCAUAAUAACUAAUAUUAGAAAUAAUAUGCCAUUAAAUUAAAUUUUAUUUGUAGUGUCUAAAAAAUAAACAGCUUAGUGCAACCAACUUCGUCAGCAACACAGCUAGCUCACAUGUUCCCCAUAACUUGUCAUCCUUAGCACUAAAAAUGUUUACAGCUGAAAAUAGAUUUAGUGUUUGUCCAAUUGUUUCAUUUUCAGGGUCCCUACAGAGUGUUGAACAUGCUGAAAAAGUCUCGAAUUCCUAAAACUAUUUUCUAGGUCCAGAUAACUUUGGGAUAAAAAGAACAAAGUAUGUAAAUAUUUGAUUUUCCAGACUUUUUCUCAUCUUCAGAUUUGUAAAGGACAAAAGUAAAACACUGCUAAUAUGACAGGUGUGUGCUCUGAUUUGUAACUAAAUUACAUGGUUUUAACAUUUAAUCCAUCUGUAUUUAGAUUUUUUAGCUAUUGGCUAAAUGCACACUAAUUCAGACAUUAAAACGGGAUUUUUUUUUGGACACUUUCUAUUUCGGUUUUAUUAAAAUGCUGAACUAAAACUGAUAUAUCCUGAUGCAUCUCAGUAAUCCAGCUAGAAAAAAAAAUUUGUGGGUCCUUUGGAUGGGUUGUUCUCAACUGAUCGUUGGUGCUUUGAUGGCUACUUAUUACAAUAAGUGACCAUCAGAGCACUAAUGAUCGGUUGGUAGGCUAAUGGUCCUCUUUUGCAUGUGAGCACUUGUUGAACCACUUUGCAAACGUAUUGCUUAUAAAGCUGGGUUCACCUGCAGCAAUUCAGACUGAAGAAGUCUCCUGGAGAAGAGAUUAACUAUUUCAACAAAGAAGAACCCAUUUUUUAUAAGACUGAUAUGGUUUGUUGUUUCUACAAACAAAAGAAAGGUACUGGAGGUAACUGUGAUAUCUGAAUUUACAUUUACUCUGAUAAGUUAUAUCAGAGCCCAGGUUCGGCAUUGUGUUGCUUCAAUUAAUGUACGAACAAAGAGAUAAGACCUCUAUUCAAGCAGUUCAUGGUAAAUGUUCUGUCCUUAAAUCUCCAUACUGUUGUAUAAACUGCAGAAAACAUUGAAAAGUUUGAUUCUGGUAAGGUUUGGACGUUUAAGAAAAUGUGUUGCAAACGUGCCUUCAACUCUUCCACUAUGUACGUCUGAUGGGGAAAACAAAUUACACAGUCUGCUGGCUCUGGUAUUGUAUCAGAUCAAUAUAUUCCACUACUUAAGUAUGAAUAAGGAUUUCAGCCUUGAUCUUGAGAAUAUUGAGCAUUGUAUCAGAAUUACUAUUGUUGCCAUGAGCUCAAGGAAAAGCAGAUUUUUAGCAGUGAUGGUAUACACUCAUUUAACAAUGUCUAUAAGAUUACACACUCUAAUAAAGGUAAAUGUACAGUGAGAUUCAAUAAAUUACAAUAUUAAUUAAAAGUGUAUUCAUUUUAGUGACUUAAUUCACUAAGUGAAACACAUCAUAUAAAUUAAUUACACACAGACUUUGCUUUCAAGCCUUAUUUCUGUUGAAUAGGAUGUUUUCUGCUUGCAGCAAAUAUUAAUGAGAAUAUUACAUCAGUCCAUUAAACAACCAUUUCUAAUACAGAAAUAUGAGCUUGAUAAAAAGUAUGUUUAAUACCGUUUAAAGAUUAUGUUCAAAAUGUACUUUUAAUCUGGCGAAAGAGCCUCAUGGGUUCUAAUUGAAUCUGACUGUAUGAUUCUGUGACUUUAAGAGCCUAUAAGAGUACUUUCACUCCCAUCUCUAAGUAAAACCAAUUAGUUUAUUAUGUUUAUAUUUAUUUUAAUUAUUUCCUUUUAACUGCCAUUAUAAAAUUGUGGAAUUUUUGCUCAUUAUCAUACAACCAGAAUUACACGCUGGCCCAUGCCUGGUUUGCAGAAAGUUGCUUUAUCCUUUAAUUUCGUUGUCAUAAAAGAGUAUUUACCUCAAAGCUGAAAGGAACAAAUUUGCCUUAAAAACCACUGGGUCAAGGAUUGUUUAAAAAUGUUGUAUUAUUUGAAAAACAUGGUGUUAUUUAACAAGUGAUGUAUUUCACCACUGGUUUUGCUCUGAGAGUUAUUUUUCCCUGUAUAUAAGCCGAGUGGUUGUUAAAAGAUUGUUCUUGUGGCAGUUUUUUGAUAGGAAACACAAUUUGGUGAGUAAAACUCACAAAAUCUCAUCAAAUGUUUUGCACAUUAUGUAUGACCUGUACUUUAUAUGAAUUUUCUAGCUAUAUACCUAACUGCUAAGAAUAU